Entamoeba invadens IP1 is the source of this 3663-nucleotide messenger RNA. RefSeq names its product protein serine/threonine kinase, putative. Gene Ontology annotation, biological process: protein phosphorylation. The transcript is spliced from 5 exons. The record is from RefSeq and is a predicted model, not a curated record. Bases 1 to 3663 code for a protein of 1220 amino acids. Gene Ontology annotation, molecular function: ATP binding; protein kinase activity. NCBI's taxonomy places the organism in Eukaryota, Evosea, Mastigamoebida, Endamoebidae.
AUGUUAACUACAAUGGGUUAUCCAUGUGAUUGUACGAACACUUAUAUUAACAACGUUUACGGUUUUGAUCCUUCAAACUGUUCCGUAACCACAACUACCAUUUGCUUUUCUUCAGACUACGCAUUCAACAACAAUGACCAAUAUUUUUAUAAUUUUAUUAUACUUGACAAUACUACCUUGUAUUUUACUAUUAAUAAUUAUUAUUGGUUUACCACCCAAAAUCUUUCUAUUGCUGAAAAAUCAUUAUCUAUAAUGACAAAUUUACACAUUAACAACAGACUUGUGAUAGAAACUAACGCAGUGAUAAAUGUGCUACGAAAUACGACAAAUUUAGGGAGAAUGUCAAUUGCUGGAAAUCUUGUUUUAAUCAAUCCUGAAUUAAAUAACCCACGAAUUGUUUUGUGGAAUUCUACGUAUUUGCAUUUAAAUUUAAACAUGACACCAAGACCCGAUUUUCAAAUUGAGAAUCCAACAGGAAACACCAAUUGUUUUGAUGUCAUAUCACUUAACGACAACUCCAACAUAGACACUUCAGCUAAUACAGAUCACAUCACAUCUGAUAUGUUUAACUAUUCAUAUAACUUUACUGGCGGGAAGGGGUACUUGAUAUCAAACAAAAAAUUGAUGCGAUUUUGCCCUAAAGAUACUCAACUAAAUAAUGAAGUGGUUUGCACAUUAAAAAAUGUUUAUUACAAUUCCAAAUCACCAACUAAGAUGGAAGGCGAUUUUGAUUAUCCGCAUUGCCCCUGUGACAAUGAUGAUAGCAAAUGUGAAAAUAUUAAAUUUAAAAUUUUCAAAACAAAUACAGUAACGUGUGUGGGUGACUUAGAUUACAUUUUUAAUAUUUCUCAAAACAUCACCACGUUAAACAUAAAUUGCAGUGGUACUAUCGAAAAACUAUAUUUAUACGAAAACACCAACGUCUUUACAUCAAAAAAGACCAUUUUAAAUAGAAUUUAUAAUAUUAAUUUCACUGAAAAUGGAAAAAGCUUUGUAUUUGUCGAAAACGCAAGUAACAACAAAGCUCUCAGCAAUUGCCAUCUCAUGGAAGUAUCAAAAACUGGUUUAAAGUGUAUUAUGUGCGACUCUAAUUAUCGUCUUGAUAAUGACAUAUGUAAUUCUAUUGUUAAAAAUUGUGAAAAGUACAACAAGAACAAUAUUUGUGUUUUGUGUAAAACAGGGUAUGUUUUAAAUGAAAAAUUUGAGUGUGUUUCCUCAGCAAACUGUUUGUUUGGAACAACAUCAGAAUGUUACAAAUGUCCGAACCAAUACAUAAGAGAUGAUAAUGAAUGUAUAUAUAAUGACAAAUGUAGAUACAUGGAUGGAAGUAAUUGUAUUACUUGUAUCACUGGCAAUUCAAACAACAAAUGUGAUAAUUGUGCAUCAAAUUGUAAUUUGUGUUUAUAUGAGGAAUGUACUCUUUGUAAACAUAAUUUUAUACUAAACAACGAAAGUGUCUGUGAUCAAGAGAAAAAUGGGGUUUCAAUUGGAAUUUCGAUAAUUUGGUGUAAUGACGAGUUUUUUAUUGAUAAUAAUAUGUGCAACAAAUGUUCAUCAUGUUUUGCAAACUCAUACAAUUGUGACAAAAUUCAUGCGAUUUCUUGUGAAGUAAAUUAUUUAAUUUCAGAUGAAAGAAAAUGCACUUUAUCAUUUUGUCAAAAUGGGACAUUCAAAGAGCAAAAUGGGAUGUGUAUUUCUUUACAAGACAAAUGUUUAUUUAUAGUAAAUGGUCAAUGUGUAGAAUGUGAAGAUAAUUACAUUCUAAAUAAUAACAAAAAUUGUGUAAACAUUACAAACAAUAACACGACAACGGGUUGUGUAAAAUAUAGUAAAUAUGGUUGCAUUUCAUGUGUAAUUGGAUAUUACUUAUCAAACGCAGUAUGUUUUCAAUGUUCUGAAAAUUGCACAAGUUGUAUUGAAAGUAAAACAAGGUGUUUAUCAUGUAAGAAUGGGUUUUAUCAAGGAGAAAAUUACACAUGUUUGUCAAGCACAGAAUUGAUUGUAAAGUGUGACAAAAUAUCUACUAUCACAGGUGGAUGUUAUCAAUGCAAAGAAGGGUAUUACCGAGUUGGAAUGGAUUGUCUUGAAUGUCUCUCCAAUUGUUCGACAUGUAACAGAAAAGACAUGUGUUUGACAUGCAAUUCAACUAAUUACAAAACAACGAGUGGAAAGUGUUUGCCACAAAACAGUAUUAUUGGGUGUUUUAGUGAAGUUACACAAAAUGGGUGUUCUAAAUGUUUAGAUGGGUAUUACACGGUCAAUUACAAUGAAUGUGAAAAGUGUAACGACAACUGUACAGCGUGUACACCACACGAAAAAUGCAUAUCUUGUGUCAAAAAUAGAAUUUUAUUUGAAAAUGGACUUUGUCUUGAUAUUUCAUAUGUGUCAAAGUGUCUUGAAAUUUCAAAUUCAAAAUGUUUGAAAUGCACAUUUUGGCACUCACCAAAUAAUAAUGGAACUUUGUGCAACAAUAAAGUUGUCUGGUGGGUCAUACUCAUUUGUGUGACAUUUGCAAUUGUACAUCGAAAAUCGAAUAAACAAACGACAAUAUUUAAAAUGAGUCGUUCAAACAUUUCUUUUGUUUCUCUUAAUGAUGGUGUUGUUGUUAACAAAACUGAAAUUGUGUUUGGUGAUUCAGAAAAUCCAAUCAAAGUUGGUGUUGAAAGUCGUGAAUUGAUUUGCGUCGGCAACUCGUCAAAGCGACAUUUAAAGAUACAAGUUUCAACAACAGACAACACCGAGAAAUACACGAUUAGAACAGAGCCAAAGAUUGUAUCUCUAUCACAAGGAAUGGCAGUCGAAUUUGAAAUAUUUGUUGAACCAAAUUGUUCAUGCAAAAUCAAUAACAAAAUCGCACUUUUUUCAAAGAAUUUACAAGAUGGUACAACAAAAAACAAUCAAAUAAGUCUAAAUAUUUUCACUGAAAUAUCAACACGACUUGACCCAGACGAAUUAAUCGUAGAGAAAAAACUUGGUGAAGGAUCGUUUGGUGUUGUUUAUAAAGGUAGUUUUAGAGGAAUUUGUGUUGCAAUCAAAAAGAUGAAAGAAUUCAAAGAUAAUACUGAUGAAACAAUUGAAUUUGAAAAAGAGAUUUCAAUGUUAGACAAAUUCAGAAGUGAUUAUAUUAUUCACUUUUAUGGUGCUGUGUUUAUACCAAACAAAGUGUGUAUGGUCACUGAAUUUGCUCAAUUUGGGUCUUUACAAGACUUAAUAAAACACAAAGAUUCAUGUGAAGUCAAUUUACAUUUACGAGUCAAAAUAAUAGUAGAUGCUGCAAAUGGAAUAUUGUAUUUGCAUGAGAAUGGAAUACUUCAUAGAGACAUCAAGCCAGAUAAUUUACUUGUGUUGUCACUUGAUGUAAAUGACAAGGUCAAUGCAAAAUUGACCGAUUUUGGAAGUGCAAGAUGUCAACAUGAAAAGUAUACAAAAAGUGCAGAUAUAUUUUCGUUUGCAAUAACGAUGUUUGAGGUGUUUGGGUGGUCUGAUGCGUAUUUAAGUGAGACAUUCAAAUUUCCAUGGAAAAUUGCAGAAUUUGUGACAAAGGGAAAACGUCUUGAAAGAAAAGAAAACAUUCCAGAAACAAUAUUUCAGGUGAUAGAAAUGUGUUGGAAACAAAAUCCUAAAGAAAGAAUAACAGCAACAGAUGUGAUAAAUUUUAUUUAA